Messenger RNA from Zasmidium cellare ATCC 36951, 1020 nucleotides. RefSeq lists its product as uncharacterized. NCBI's taxonomy places the organism in Eukaryota, Fungi, Ascomycota, Dothideomycetes, Mycosphaerellales, Mycosphaerellaceae. The record is from RefSeq and is a predicted model, not a curated record. The transcript has a single exon. Gene Ontology annotation, molecular function: oxidoreductase activity, acting on NAD(P)H. Bases 1 to 1020 code for a protein of 339 amino acids.
AUGAGUCCAAUCCCGCCCCAACCCACCAACCUCUCCGCCUUCCUCGACAGCCCCAACCAGCCCCUCCGCAUCGCCCCAAGCCCCCUCCCAACGCCAGGAGAAAACGACAUCAUAAUCCGCAACCACGCCGUCGCAAUCAACACAAUCGACCCAGCGCAAGCCGCCGGCUUCAACGUCAAGAAGUACCCCACCGUCCUCGGCCACGAUCUCGCGGGAGAGGUCUUCGCCGUCGGAUCGCAGGUGACCAGGUUCCGGAAGGGCGAUAGGGUCAUUGGCCAUGCGUGGCAGUUUUUGACGGGCGAGGCGGCGGAUGGGGCUUUUAGUUUGUAUUCGAGGGUGCCGGCGCGGAAUGCUGCGGUUUUGCCGGAGGGGAUCUCGUAUGCUGAUGGGGUUGUUUUGCCGCUUGCUCUUGAUACCGCGGCCGCGGGGUUCUAUCAGGAAACGCAUUUGAACUUGGAGUUACCGACGAUCGAUGCCAAGCCGGCGAGUCGGGGCGAGGUGGUCGUCGUCUAUGGCGGUUCCUCUUCAGUUGGUGCUGCAGCCAUCCAGCUUGCUUUCAAUGCAGGCUACCGUGCUCUCGCAACUUCCAGUCCUCGCAACUUCGACCUUUGCCGUAACUGCGGUGCCAGCGAAGUUUUCGACUACAAGUCAAGCACCAUUGCCGAAGACAUCGCUCGUGCAGUCGGCAGCGACAAGUUCGUCGGUCUAUACAAUGCAAUCGGGGUACCAGAGUCCUUCGACGUGGUCCUCCCCGUCAUGGAGAAGUUAGGAGGUGGAAUCGUCGCAAACACGAAACCGCCUGGCAAGUUGCCAGAAAAUGUCUCAGCACGAUUUGUGCUGGGCGUUGGCGAGUCCAGUUUCCCGCUGUGGGAGGGCUUCGUCACCGAGGGGUUGGCGUCUGGAAAGCUGAAGUGUCUGCCAAACGCUAAGGUCGUCGGGAAGGGCUUGGGGAGUUUGCAGGCGGCAUUCGAGACGCGCGAUGGGCCUGUGAGCGCAGAGAAGAUCGUGGUGGAGCUGUAA